UUGAAGAACAUUGUUUACUUUCAGCAGUCUCACAUAAAUGGCAGUCUGAUUCUUGGGGCAAGUUGAGUAGAUUCGAAGUGGGAGUGCCUCAUGAACCUCUUCUCCCAAGCUGGAGAGCUAAGCCACCAUGUCUCAGCUUUACUAGAGAGAUGCACCCACCUCUCUCACCUCAACCAACUUCAUGCCUUUCUCAUUACCCUUGGCCAAGCCCACCUUCCCCUCCUCUCUUUCAAACUCCUCCGUUUUUGCACCACCACUUUGGGCGGCACCCACAUCGACCACGCUCGCCUCAUUUUCGACCACAACCCCGGCCCCAGUGUCUACCACUGGACCGCCAUCAUCACCGCCUACGCUCAGCAAGGGCCACCCGCCUGCAAAACUGCUCUCCAUCUCUACAAGCAAAUGCACUUCAAUUCUGUUGCCCCCAACCAAUUCACCUUCCCCUACAUCCUCAAGGCCUCUGCGCAAAUCUUCGCGCUUCUGGAGACUGCACAGACCCAUGCCCACAUUGCCAAGUCCGGCUUUGACGCAUGGACCGUUGUGAGGACUGCCCUCGUCGAUGCUUAUGCAAAGUGCGGAGUCCUUGAGGCAGCACGCCGUGCUCUUGGGGAGAUGCAUGAGCCAAAUGUGGUGUCCUUCACUGCAUUGUUGACUGGUUUUGCGAAAUUUGGAAAGAUGGGCGACGCAUUUGUUCUUUUUGAGGAGAUGAGAGAGCGAGAUGUACCCGCAUGGAAUGCGGCAAUAGCAGGGUGUGCGCAAAAUGGUCUGUUCGUUGAGGCAUUGUCUCUUUUCAACCGUAUGCUUGCAGAGAGCCACCAGCCAAAUCACAUGACUCUAGUGUGUGCGCUUUCAGCUUGUGCACAUCUCGGCACACUGGGGGUCGGUGGUCCGCUUCACGCUCAUGCAUACAAGUGUGGCUCUGGGGCCUCCCCAUUUGUCGGUAACGCACUUAUCAAUAUGUAUGCAAAGUGUGGCUGCUUGAAAGAGGCACGCAAAUUGUUCGAUCGAAUGCAAGAGCGUAGCAUCUCAGCUUGGAACUCCAUGAUUAAUGGCCUUGCACUGCAUGGGCACGCACGUGAGGCUAUUGAAAUCUUCAAUAAGAUGCAGGUAGAGAAUGUGAGGCCCGACGAGGUGACAUUUGUUGGAGUUUUAAAUGCUUGCACACAUGGUGGCCUCAUCGAUGAGGGGUGCUCUUACUUUCUCUCAAUGAAAAAGGACUAUGGCUUAGAGCCUCAAAUUGAGCACUAUGGGUGCGUAGUCGAUCUCUUGGGUCGAGCAGGUCUUCUUGAGGAGGCGAUAGAGGUGAUUGAAGGGAUGAAGCAAGAACCCGACGAUGUGAUAUGGGGCGCGCUCUUAAACGCAUGUAGAAUGCAUGGUAAUGUGGGAUUAGCUGAGAGUGCAGUCCAUCGAGUGAUGGAGCUCGACCCAGGUAAUGGCUCAUAUAUGGUGCAACUAGCAAACUUGUAUGGGGAGAAGGGGAAGUGGGAGGAGGUGGGGAGGUUAAGGAGGUUAGUAAGAGAUGGGCCCAUGGAGAAGACACCUGGUUGUAGUUGGAUAGAGGUGGAUGGGGACGUUGUGGAGUUUUACUCAGCUGAUGGGGUGAUGAAUGGGAGAGCUGAGGAGGUUUAUUCUGUGUUGGAGCUUUUGGUUUGGCAGCUGAGAAAUGCAGGGCACAUGCCUGAUUUGACCUAAAGGAAGUGCGAUGGAAUUUGGGGGAGUCUGUAUUGUUUUGUUCUUUUGGGUAUGAUCACUUUAUGAUUCUUGGUGGAAGAUAAUUGUGGUUUGUUAUUGAUGAAUGUUUACCUUUCCCCUCCUUCCCUUGGGGGUAUUCUUCCAUAGCGAUUCAGCGAGGCACUCAUAUCUUUUUCUCUAUCUUACUUCUUGGGAUUGUAACCUUGGUGUCUAAGUGGGUGUUGAUGAGGAGCUUCCAUAAUUUGACUGAAAGUGAUUCAAAUAUGGUAUUCCCGGUCCAGAGGGACUCACCAUUGCACCUUUAGGACCCGAGACUUGGUAAGUGACUAAAUCAUGGCUAUGGUCAAUGAGUUUCAUGAAAUUCUAUAAUCCAACUGGGUGCAAAUGCCACCUUCAUUACCCUAAAGUUUGGCUGGAGCAUGAGAUGUAAAGGGGAUUUUAUACCCAUCAGCCUCAUCAAUAGCACUUACAAAAUCAAUGCAAAGAUUUUAACAACACGGCUGAGAGUAUUCCUAUCUAAAAUGUAUCUCAAUCAAAGAUGCUAUAGAUUGAUGAUUUUUGAAUGAAUUCGUUAAUGCGAGUCACAGGGCAAAGAAAUCGAGCUAAUUUGUAAGCUUGAUCUCUAGAAGGCUUAUGAUAAUGUGCAAUGAAACAUCUCGACAAAAUUAAAGAGAUGAUUGGCUUGGAGAGAAAUUGGCAAGGGUGGAUUCAGGCUGCAUUUCGUUAGUUUCAUUCUUAAUUAUACUCGGUGGAAACCCAU
Molecule: messenger RNA, 2452 nt
Organism: Amborella trichopoda
Lineage: Eukaryota; Viridiplantae; Streptophyta; Magnoliopsida; Amborellales; Amborellaceae
Product: pentatricopeptide repeat-containing protein At1g33350-like
Biological process (GO): RNA modification
Molecular function (GO): RNA binding; protein binding
Source: RefSeq, a predicted model, not a curated record